Molecule: messenger RNA, 1421 nt
Organism: Achroia grisella
Lineage: Eukaryota; Metazoa; Arthropoda; Insecta; Lepidoptera; Pyralidae
Product: facilitated trehalose transporter Tret1-2 homolog
Exons: 2
Coding region: 30-1346 (438 amino acids)
Biological process (GO): transmembrane transport
Cellular component (GO): membrane
Molecular function (GO): transmembrane transporter activity
Source: RefSeq, a predicted model, not a curated record
CGCAACUCCGCCAGGACCCGAACCUAACAAUGGAUAUGAAUAUCGAAUCUUGGAUGAUAUCAAUCCACGGGCUCUCGUUCAUUCCUGGAGCAGUAUUGACAUCAUUCAUAAUAAGCAAAUAUGGUCGAAAACAUGCAAAUAUUACCAGCGUCAUUCUUAUCAUAAUAGGAUGGCUUUGUAAUUCUAUACUUCACAAUAUCAAUCUUAUUCUCGUGGGAAGAUUUUUACAGGGAGUAUCACUGGGCAUUUCAAGUAUGCUAUGCCCAUUGUUGCUCGGUGAAUACACUACACCGAAGUAUCGAGGCACUUUCAUAGCUUUGUCUGUAUCGUUAUUACUACUUGGAACUUUAAUAGUUCAUAAAUUAGGAUCUAUUAUAUCUUGGCAAGAGACAUCAUUGAUUUGUCUCGGAUUAGCUGUUUUACAUUUAAUACUGGCUAUAUUAUCACCAGAAACACCAGUAUUUUUAGCGACACGUGGAAGAUAUGAAGAGUGCAGGAAAGUAUUCUAUUGGCUAAGAUUUCACGAUGAAAAAGCAGAAUUAGAAGCUAUGAUUGAGAAUGCUUUAACCAAAGAAGCAGCUAAGGGCAACAGACAUACAGAUGAUAAAAUUAAAAAUAAAUUAUUACAAUUUACAACUGUUUUGAAGAAACCAAAAUUUUAUAAACCGUUGAUUUUAAUGCUGCAUUUAGAUGUAAUGCUGGUAUAUUCUGGACAUAUAAUGAUGGUUUCAUUAACAGUUGAUGUCUUCCGUAAAAUACUGGGUGACGAUGCUGAUGUAUCAUUGCACAUGUUGAUUACAGAUAUCUUGAAAAUGAUAUCAUCAUUCAGUGCAAUUAUUUUAAUUACAAAGUUUCGAAGACGUCUUAUGCUUCAACUAUUAGUUGCAUUAAAUAUUUUAGCAUUAAUACUUAUAAGUGCGUAUUUAUAUGCUGCAGAAACAGGUAUAUUACAAUAUCCAGUAUUAGGUGCUUUGUCUAUUUACUUGCUCUUAUUUGCAAUCUAUGCUGGACCGGUUCCAUUAGGAUGUACAAUUUCUGGUGAAAUAUUUCCUUUGGAAUACAAAAGAAUAUGUCCACUAAUAACAACUGUAUCGUCUUCAAUAUUUAUAACAAUAGAAAUGAAGAUGUAUCCCUACUUGCAAAAAAUUUCAGGUCUCCACGGAAUAUUUCUUAUAAAGAGUAUAGUUAUUACAUAUUGUUUGUUAGUUUCUUGCAAACUAAUGCCAGAGACAAGAAAUGAGACUCUACAAAAUAUAGAGAGCAUGUACAGUAAGAAACAGUUGUAUAAAAGACAGUCGAUAUCGCGAAAUGAAGAAUCAGUAAUUAUGAAAGUUGAAUCUUCUUAGUUAUUAUUUUAGUGCAAUUAUUAUACUUAGUAUACUUGAAGUGUUGUAUACCAUAAAACGUAGGAAGUUACAGUA